Branchiostoma floridae (Florida lancelet) is the source of this 1081-nucleotide messenger RNA. RefSeq lists its product as uncharacterized. The coding region runs from base 26 to 1081 and encodes 351 amino acids. The transcript has 6 exons. Lineage: Eukaryota; Metazoa; Chordata; Leptocardii; Amphioxiformes; Branchiostomatidae. The record is from RefSeq and is a predicted model, not a curated record.
UACACUGCACCACAGCCGGGCCAGGAUGUCGCGGUUCCCGCAGUUCCCUGCAGUGGUGCUGGUCCUGCUGCUGUCCACCAGGCAGUGGCCGGACUCCCAGGCUGACCAGACUGACCAGUCCAAACCCCACAUUUCAGACAUCAAGAUGUCCAGAAUGAUGAAAGCGAUGCAUGGCGAGAUGAAGGCCCUACAGCGUUCGGUUUGUCACCUGGCGGAUUUGAAGGCCAUCAAACAGCAGCUUGUUGACUUGGAAGAUAAGGUCUCCAGGCAGAACCAGAUGGUCGCUACUGUGGAAGAGUUGGUUUCCCGCCAAAACCAGGCGGCCGCUACCGUGGAAGAGUUGGUUUCCCGCCAAAACCAGGCGGCCGCUACUGUGGAAGAGUUGGUUUCCCGCCAAAACCAGGCGACCGCUACUGUGGAAGAGUUGGUUUCCCGCCAAAACCAGACGACCGCUACUGUGGAAGAGUUGGUUUCCCGCCAAAACCAGGCGGCCGCUACUGUGGAAGAGUUGGUUUCCCGCCAAAACCAGACGGCCGCUACUGUGGAAGAGUUGGUUUCCCGCCAAAACCAGAUGGUUGUCCGGCAAGAAGACCGGUUUUCCGAGUUCUGCCGGACCAGGCACAUGGGGAUGUUCGGAGGCGUCAUUCCGGACAGCAGCGUCACGGCCUCGUCCGUAUUCCGGGAUUUUGAACCCGGAGGAGCGCGGUUCGGAUCCAACCGGAAGUGGGUCCCCAGCGGGUACGAUGACCAGUGGCUGCAGGUGGACCUGGGCCAGGAGAGCCGGGUGUAUGGCGUCAUCACCCAGGGCCGCCCAGACUACGCCCAGUGGACAAUGACGUACAAACUGUCCUUCAGCACGGAUGGGGAGGCCUGGGCCACGUACGCCGGCACAGACGGCUCCGACAAGGUGUUCCCGGGAAACUCUAACAAGAACUCGCCUAUAUAUCAGUACGUGGACCCGCCCGUGGCCGCGCGGUACGUCCGGUUCCUGCCCCAGACCUACCAUGGACGGCCCGCCAUGAGGGUGGAGAUCCUGGGCUGCGCAGCGGAGACCGAGCAUGGCGCCGGCUCAGGACAUUAA